UGCUCGCGCGUGCACGCCCCCAGUGCAUGCGUGUGCGCGCAGGCGGAGGGUCUUGGCGCUGGAGCUGCACGGCGGAGCAGGCAGAAGCCGCGGAGCGCGCAGGGGGAGCCGCACACACACACGCACCGCCGCGUCAGGAGCUUCAGUGCGCAGAGGCCAGAGAUUGAAAAUGGGAGGCAAGCUGAGCAAAAAGAAGAAGGGAUACAGCGUAAACGACGACAAGUCCAAAGACAAGGAUGCCAAAGCAGAAGGCGCCUCUGCUGAGGAGAGCGAAGCACCAAAGGACAAGAAAGAUGAGGCGGCCAACGAUGCUAAGGAGGUAGCUAAUGACACGGCUGCCCCCGCGGCAGACGCUGCAGCGCCGAAAGAGGAGGAAAAGAAUGCAGCUUCUGCCGCGAAGGAGUCCGAAAAACCUGCCGCCAACGCUGAGCCCAAAACAGAGGCUGCCAAGGCCGAGGAGAAACCAGCCGCCCCCACCUCGGCCAAAGAGUCCGCUCCUGCCGCGAAGGAGCCCGAGGCGAAGACACCCGCCCCGGCAGCAGAGAGCAAAGGUGAGGCCGACGCCAAAAAGACUGAGGCCCCUCCGGCACCAGCAGCCAAAGCCGAGGCGGCUCCCGCCACCUCCCCCGACCCCAAGCCCACCGAGGCCCCCGCACCCACGAAGGAGGCCGCCGCACCUAGUUCAACACCAGCCGCUGAACCUCCUGCCAAGGAGGCGAACGCCACGGAGGCACCAAGCAAGGAUCAAACCGUAGCAGUUCAAGAUUAAUGGACAGCUUCUUUUCGGAAAUGAAGAAAUCGAUGACCUAACUCAACAACGAAGAAAAUUUUUAAAAAGAGGGAAAAUGAAAUUUACCAGCCCGCCAAUAUUCUGAUAACAAUAAUAAUAAUAAUUGUAAUAAUGACGAUGAUGAUUUGUUGAACGAGGAGGACUGGAGACGUUUCCCGCUGAUGAUUAUUGCUAUUAUUAUUGUUACGUUUUACUCUUUUUCUGCUGUAGUAUUUGAACUUUGAUACGAGUCUGUGUCGGCCAUUUGCUCCACCACUUCACCUUCAUCCAUUCACUCAUCAAACCCAGACGUCUCACCUGAACCCCAUCAAACCCACAGGCCUGCACCCCCCCCCC
Molecule: messenger RNA, 1126 nt
Organism: Nematolebias whitei (Rio pearlfish)
Lineage: Eukaryota; Metazoa; Chordata; Actinopteri; Cyprinodontiformes; Rivulidae
Gene: basp1
Product: brain abundant, membrane attached signal protein 1
Exons: 2
Coding region: 170-769 (199 amino acids)
Source: RefSeq, a predicted model, not a curated record